AUGGUGCCCACUGGUCAAAAUCCCACUUUGGAGGAGCGGAGAGAGCGCAAGAAAUUGCAGAACCGACUGAACCAGAGAGCGCGCAGGCAGCGGAUCAAGGACCAAGAAGACACAAAUACCAAGACUCAAAAAACCCCUUUUCGGAUUCAACGCUGGCGAUUGGAUGAUAGUCUUGGCUCCUCAUUGCAGACUUCUCGGCCCGUUGUUCUUACUUCGGAGACCGCUGCCAACGACCGACAUGUUCUUGACCAUGGAACCACCCAACUACUCCAGCCUCAGGUAACCAAGGUCCGCAGAAUACCAAGCAGAGCAUUGCUUUCUCUAGAGCCCGAAGCAGCCCAUGAUACCGGGCCUUCUCUACCUGCUGACCACAUUCUGAUCCAUCUCAUCACCCACAACGCAUGCCGAGGGCUCAUGCAUAACAGAAGUGCAGUGAGAGUCGGGGCAAGUUACAUCAGCGCCGUUCAAGAUCCGCCCCUACUCCCCGACUUCUCAAUAGGAUGCGAAACCGUGGUGCUUCGACCUACUCGCCGAACAAUGCCAAUCGACCUUUUACCAACACAGCUUCAAAUGAACAACCCACAUCCUACCUGGAUGGACACGCUUCCGUUCCCUGAACUCAGGGACAAUCUCAUCAGGCGGCAGUAUCUGUUCAAUCACAAGCACUUUUUAGAGGAUCUUGUUGGCGAUCUGGUAUACUUACAUCCACUGCCUGCACAGAGUCAGAGUGGCCCGGUGUCAACACCAAGUUCACAGCUGUAUCGGCAGCAAGACGACGGCCAAUCUGUGUUAGAUGGGAAAGGACUUAUUUUAUGGGGAGAGCCGCAUUUGAAAGAGAAUUGGGAAGCUACUGCUCGUUUUUUGAUGAAGUGGUCAUGGGCUGUCGAGGGAUGCCGUGAACUUGUCGAUAUCUCGAAUAAAUGGAGAACCACGAGGGGUGAAUAUUCUCUCCAGAUACGUCCUCAAAGCGAGCAAUAG
Molecule: messenger RNA, 978 nt
Organism: Fusarium oxysporum Fo47
Lineage: Eukaryota; Fungi; Ascomycota; Sordariomycetes; Hypocreales; Nectriaceae
Product: DUF3425 domain-containing protein
Exons: 2
Coding region: 1-978 (325 amino acids)
Source: RefSeq, a predicted model, not a curated record